Messenger RNA from Podarcis lilfordi (Lilford's wall lizard), 16029 nucleotides. The record is from the annotation of a GenBank genome assembly. NCBI's taxonomy places the organism in Eukaryota, Metazoa, Chordata, Lepidosauria, Squamata, Lacertidae.
CUUCCGGCUCCCUUGCGGAGCUGAACCCCGCCAGACUACAGCAGGACUCGGGGCGCGCUGGGUCGUGGGGAGGCCAUGCCCAAGGGGAGGCGGGCCAACCCCAGCACCGCGCGGGAUGGCGCCUGGGUAAGGCGAAGCCCUUAGAGAAGGAGCCUCUGAGCAGCUCUGCUGGUCGGCGGCGGGUGUUUGUGUGGGAAGGGAAGGGAAGGGAGAGAAAGGCAUAGCCCAACGUCUCAGGUUGCAGCCUGUUGCUUAUUUCGUCUUAGUGCUAAAUUCCACUACGAAACAAGGAUGGAGUAGUGCAGCUAAGUACUUAGACCUUCACCUAUAACGGUCUUGGGGAGCGGGGUGUGUGGUGGUUUUAUAAGGCCAUGUGUAUUACUUAAAGGUGUGAAAUUUAAGCACACAACAUUUAUUUUCAAAUAAAUACGCCAAUCCACGGACUUCUACAAUCCUGUUAAGUUAGAGCAAAAGUCAUGUGCAGACCCUGAUCUAAAAAACCCCUAAUGAUACUAUGAACUUGUGCAGUUUUGCAUUCUGAACUCGCUUAAAAUUGUAGCACCAGGUUGGCUGACAGUUUUUUGAACAGCCCUGAGACUUCUGGGUAUAGGGCAGUAUAUAAAUUCUUUUUCUCUGAUGCUAAACACACUUUCCUGGAAACAAGCAUCCUUUUGUUGCAGAAAGGGAUACUAUAAUGUUAAAGUAAAAGUACAGUGGUACCUUGAGUUAAGUACUUAAUUCGUUCCAGAGGUCCAUUCUUAACCUGAAACUGUUCUUAACCUGAAGCACCACUUUAGCUAAUGGGGCCUCCCGCUGCCGCCGCGCUGCCGGAGCAUGAUUUGUGUUCUCAUCCUGAAGCAAAGUUCUUAACCUGAAGCACUAUUUUUGGGGUAGCAGAGUCUGUAACCUGAAGUGUAUGUAACCCGAGGUACCACUGCAAUGAAAUGAGAAUAUGUAACCAUGUAUAUAACUGGCUACCUCUGACUGGAUGGGGCGCCACCUGCAGCUAUGAGUAUCGGCUUUGCUGUGCCCCCCUCAUACCCACAUGCUCAUCCAGGGGUUGAUGUGGGGCCUGUUUGCCAUUAUCUUCAUCACUCUGCAUUCUCUGGAUUGUCAUUCAGAGCCCUCUGGGCUGUGGGGCCCUAGACUUUGGGGCCCCACAGUCCAGCCUUAGCUUCACCAAUAUAAGGAACCAUUCCUUUAAAUAAGGGACAGGUAAUAACAGUACAGGAUAAAUGGAAGUGUGGACAAAUCCUGUAAGAAAUCAAGUGUUGGCAGUUGCUUUGGAUUUGUUGUCAUCAUGAAAGUCAAGGAUUUCUUAGACUGGUUUCUACAGCUGUAUUUUCUACAAUAAUCUUAUCAAAGGUGCACCCUUUCCCCUAAUAACAACAACACACACAAAGCAAUCCCCCCCUUUGGGUGUAUUUCCAUUAUUUCUCUUCCCCCGCUAACACUCAGGUUUACUUGUCUAAAUAUUUGUCUUCUCCAAAAUUUUACUGCCCAGUUAGUAUGCUGCUCUCCCACCCCCCCCCGUUUGCCAAAAAAACACCUCAUUACCUUCGUCACUGCUGGCAGUCAUAUAAUAAUAAUAAUAAUAAUAAAUUUUAUAUAUAUCCUGCCCUCCCCAGCCAAAGCCAGGCUCAGGGCGGCUAACAACAAACAAAUAAUCAAACAAUCAAAUAAUCCAACAUUCUAAAACAUUUCAUUAUAAAAAUUAAUUAAAAUCAAAUUAAUGGCAACCGUUAAGCAAAGUUCUGUGCAGGUUGCCAGAGGAGGGAGUCAGGCUGGGCCCUGACCAAAGGCCUGGUGGAACAACUCUGUCUUGCAGGCCUUGCGGAAAGAUGUCAGGUCCCGCAGGGCCCUAGUCUCUUGUGACAGAGCGUUCCACCAGAUUGGAGCCGCAGCCGAGAAAGCCCUGGCUCUAGUUGAGGCCAGCCUAACCUCUCUGAGGCCUGGGACCUUCAGGAUGUUUUUAUUUGCAGACCGUAGGUUCCUCUGUGGGGCGUACCAGGAGAGGCGGUCCCGUAGGUACGAGGGUCCUAGGCCGUAUAGGGCUUUAAAGGUUAAAACCAGCACCUUAAACCUGAUCCUGUACUCCACCGGGAGCUAGUGCAGCUGGUAUAGUACCGGAUGAAUGUGAUCUCGCAGCGAAGACCCCAUAAGGAGUCUCGCCGCGGCAUUCUGCACCCGCUGGAGUUUCUGGGUCAGUCUCAAGGGCAGCCCCACGUAGAGCGAGUUACAAUAAUCCAGUAAUCUGGAGGUGACCGUCGCGUGGAUCACAGUGGCUAGGUCAGGGCGAGAGAGAUAAGGGGCCAACUUGGCGGAGAUGAAAAAAUGCCGCCUUUGUUAUAGCUGUAAUCUGCGUCUCCAUAGAGAGGGAGGUAUCGAAGAUUACACCCAAACUCUUAACAGACGGUGCUGGCACUAAUUGCACCCCCGCAAGAGAUGGGAGUUGCCCCCCCAAUCCCAUAUCGUCCCGUCCCAGCCAGAGGACCUCUGUCUUCGAAGGAUUUAACUUCAAUAUAAUGGGCAGAAGCAUAACAGCAUCUGAAGUGUGCUAUAGUCCAUGACAACUUCUGCCAUAAUAAAUCCAUUAGUCUUUAAGGUGCCAUAAGAGUCUUUGAUUUUUGUUGUUGCUGCAAGUUAUUAACAUAGCUACCCUUUGGGAAAAUAUUUUGAAGUUCUAAACUGAAGUGACAGUACAAGGAAGUGUUCACAGCUCUAGUAUCGAUUCUUCAGUUCAUCCUGAAGCGGUUAAUAAUAUGCAGAGCAGGUUUAUGACACUGUCUGGCUCUCUCCUGAAACAUGUGAACACUGCAAUAACAUUGAAAAACCCUGUUCCUACUUAAGAUCACUCUUCCACUAGAGUGGACCAGAAUUGCAGCCCUACCAAUUGAAUAGGCUUGCUAUUUAUUAUGAAAUUUAUGUGCGUUCUAUUGCUUUCAUUCAUAUAUUUAAAUUACCUACCCAAGCUUUGAAAAUUGGAAUUAUAUUUUAUUUUGCAUUUGAUAUUUGGUUUGUUAAGUGAAAGUAGAGUGGGAUUCUUGCUUCUUAAUGGAGCCUCUAGGUGUUGCUGCAAUACAAAUAAUACAAAUGUGCUUCUACUUUUUAUAUUUUGUUAUGUUUUCUUUAUACUUUUGUUUCCUUUUUAUGUUUCACAGUUUGCACAGUCUGGAAAGCUGCAAAUAUUUCCUGAAUCUCUUACAGCCUCUAUGCAAAAACAGAUACUAAAUUUAGAUGCUACUAAUCAAAUCAACAAUAGAUUGCCACAGAUGUACAAAGUUCGGGAGAAGGUCAGUAAACAUUCUUGCAUUCAUGAGUGUCAAUUUGAUGUAUGAAUGUUUGUGACUACUUGCUAGACUGAUUAUUUAUUAGGUAAAAAAUUAAAUUAGCUUCAGUUUUAAAAACUAAACGUAACUUUCUACCCAUAUUAUUAAUCUUGUAAUAUUCUGGGCAUAUGUUGAUAGUUAUUAAAUGUACACUGUAAAGUAUUACAGAAGUUUUAACUUACAAUUUCACUUUUGACUGCACAAAUGUAUUUUUGUCCAGUUUAUAUGCGAUAGUAUUAUACAUGUUGAUAAUAAAAUGUAAUAAAAUGACUUAUUUCAUAUAGGGCCGUCUUAAUUUAGUUUUUUAUGUCCUUAAGAUUUAAGGAUGAGGAACCUGUGGCCCUCCAGAUAUUGUUGGACUAAAUUUUUCAACAUCCCUGACCUUUGGCCAUCUGCUUGGGGCUGAUGGGAGUUUGGAAGUCUUAACAACAGCUAGAACAGACAUAGGCAAACUCGGCCCUCCAGAUGUUUUGGGACUACAACUCCCAUCAUCCCUAGCCAACAGGACCAGUGGUCAGGGAUGAUGGGAGUUGUAGUCCCAAAACAUCUGGAGGGCCGAGUUUGCCUAUGCCUGCGCUAGAGGGCCACAGGUCUUCCAUCCCUGCUCUAAGUAGCUCUUAUUCAGUACAUUAUAUAAGCCCAUCAGAAUCCAGCUUCUAAUGUAUCAUACUGGCAUGACAGUCUGGAUCUAAAGAAAAAAUAUAUAUUAAUAAAAUCAUCUAUUAGGUUAUAAAUGAAAACAUCUUGCUUAAAUAUCUGAAUAUUUUAGAGAUGGUACUGGCAAUAUUUUUUGUCAUGGAAACUGGUCUGUAUUUUCUCAGGCACAGGUUCAUGUGGAUAAAAAUAGCAUCUGAACUGGGCAAUCACUGAUAUGAUUUUCAUGACCAUGAUGUUAUGUGUACCUCAACUUUCCUGAGCAGUGGAAGUUCUAGGGCACAGUGCUUAUGUGGGUUCUGUUUCCUUUGAAAGGAGAUCACUGGAGGCUUAUGGAGUUUUGUAACACUUGAGUUCAUGUACAAAUAUAGAGGUUAAAAGUAGGUAGAGGCACAGAUUAAACAUGCAAAUAGACAGUCAAAUCCACUGCUCCAUAUAGACCUCCAGAGAGAGGCAACCCUGAUGCUGUUAGCAGAGCUAAAUCCCGAGAGCUCCAUAAGCUAUCUAUCUCAAUGCAUGUUCUCCUCUCAGGGUGUAUAUUAUAAGGUGCAUUCAAUGCUGGAUGCAGGUGCCUUUUUGUGGUGCUGUACACCUGUCGUCCCCAUGUCAUCCUCAUUUUGUUGUUGUUGUUAAUGAUUUCAUAAAAACUAAAUGGAGAGAUGUAUCACUUCUUCCAACAAAACAGAAAAGAAAAAUAGAGAGAAAGCACUAUUGAUAAAACAACUUUGUUUGUAGAUCUGGAAUAGUUAAAAAAAACACAAUAACAGUCAUACUGUACAAACACCAAUGAACCUCUUGACCUAUGAUUGCUUUCCAGUAUAUCCAUUUUGUAUGCUUUACACGGAUAUAAAAAUUGUUCAGAUUACUGAACAAAUAUCAAGAAUUAGACAGUUAAAGGGUAUCUUUCUUAUUUAACUGCAUAUAAUUAAAAACAUUUACAAAUUAUUUGAAUAAUUGCAGCAAAUUGCAAGAAACAGAUGGUAGACAGGAUAAACUAUUUUUCAAAUAUUAUUAAUUUACUUUUUUUUAAAAAAGCAACCACCUAUAAUUGCAAACAAAUGGACCAGGAAAUAAUGUCAUUUGAUGAAGGAAAAAGCACAUAAAUAUGGGCUUCCUUAAAUAUGAGCUGCACAGAUUGCCUUGCAUUCUGAAUGUAUGUAUGCAUACAUGUAUACUAUUUAUUAGCUGAUCUUCUGCUUAAACUCUCACCGUGCCUUACAGAAUAAAACAAUGAAAGCAAUAGAAUAACAUGCAAUAAAACAUCUACAGAUUAGAAGUUGAGGCAGAGAAUAAUAAAAUUCCAGCAUAAACAUAUAACACAAUCUUAGACACAUCUACUCUGAAGUAAGUCCCAUUUAUUGCAAUAUAUAUUCAAUUCAAUAGAGCAUUUCUUCCUGGAAAGUAUUGCAGGAGAAGAGGCUUAAAAGUCCCCAGCAAGUCCUGGGUUUUCACCUGGGGCUUAAAAGAAAACAAAGACGCCUGUCUUCCGUCACUACCUACUAUGUUUGAGAUGCAGAGAGAGAGAGAGAUUGGUGUAUUUAAGACAAUUUGGAUUAUAGAUACAUAUACCCACCUCUGAGAAUAUUAGGUAUAUCAAGAUUUUGCAGAAGGGUUUGAAUCUGAAGAAAUUCAGAAUUCAGUGAGAUUGAGGGGAAAGCCAAGGAGUAUGAGGAAGAGUCCCUUGAUAGAGUGUACAGAGCAGCGGCGUAGCGUGGGUUGUCAGCACCUGGGGCAAGGCAAGUAAUUUGCGCCCCCUAACCCCUAACCUGCCGCCGCUGCCAGCUUCUUCUUGCUGCUGCCUGGGCUGGUCUGGUGCGGUUCUCUCCCGCGCUCAGCACUGCGCUGGGCGGCCGCUGCACUGUCCCUCCCCCAGAUAGUCCCUCGCUCUCUCUCCGCACCGCACGCCUGGCACCCACCCCCUCCACAGUGGGCGGCGACCCAGCGGCUCGGAUCGGAUUCGCACAGCCAGCACUGCAGUGAGAGAGAGUGAGUGAGCCAGGCAGGGGCAGAGAGCUGCGAGUGCGAGCGCCCCCCCCAGAUGUUGCGCCCGGUGCGGCCGGCCCCCCCUGCACCCCCCACGCUACGCCACUGGUACAGAGGGCUUUCCAAUCCCAUCACCAAAGCCUGAAAGAGCAAAGGGGCUUCUCUUCUCAUGGGUCUGAAGAUUCUGGAAGGCUGUUUGGGCGCUACAGCUACAAUGGCUACCAUAUUUACAACUUCCCUCACAACCAUUCUAUGCCCCAGCCAAUCUGCUCAGGACCCAAAGCAGAACCUCAAAUGUCAGCGGGUUCAUGUGGGAAAAGAUGGUUCUUCAGUUAUGUGACCAAUUUCCCUCUGUCUGUUCAUUCUUGUUGUAGAUUGUAUAAUGUAGAGGAAGGGAAAUAGAUGGAUUUCACAACUAACUUUCAGCAGUCCAAGUUUUUAAGCAUAAGAAUACAUGGCUGUACCAUUCUAUUUUAUUAAGCUGGCUAACUCUUUUCUGAAUGCACAAGAACAUACAUAAGAAAUGAGUCUCAUUAUUUCUGUAUGUAAUAUUAAUUUAGGAGGCAUGCCUUCUGUGUUUUUCAAACGUAUUUUAAGGAUGGGGUUAAAUAUCACUGUUUCCUUCCCAGUAGAGUGAUUUAGUGAAGCUAUGAGGGUACAUCCCAGAGGUUUUGGUUUUACUUCCUACAGUUCAAGCAGCUGCAGACUUUGUAAUCAACAAUGGUAUCCUUCAAAAGGGCAAAAUUAGCAACUUGAAGGGAAUUUGUUCAACUGAAGUAAAACUUGAAUGGAAUAUGCUCUUGCUGAACAUCAAAGCCAAGUAAUGCAACCUUUCACAGGAUAGUUCUCUUUGAGAAUAAAAAACUGUUUUUUGUUUUUUUGUUUCCAACCUACUACAUGUUAAGUUUAAUUGGAUUCUUUCUUAGUCUGGUGUUUGCUGAGCUCACGGUAACAGCAACCAUGUUUUAGAAACAGGAAUAGAGCAAAAGGCUAAAGAUCUGUGUCUGAGGGUGGAGGGGGAUUUAUAUUUCUAAACCAUCUGUCAUUUUGGCCACUGAUUAAAAGAGGCUAUUAAGCCAUUGGUCUAUUAUGUUCUGAUCUGGCUUUAAUUAGUUUGACAUCUAUUUAUUUCUGUUGUUUGUUUGUUUUUUCCACUGUUUAGGAAUAUUCUGAGAAGUAUGUAUGAUCCUUUUAUGAUGAACUAAAAUAGACAUGUCAGAAUGAGCAGAUUGCCAUUAGGUGGUAUAUGAUGUCACAAAAACACAGUGUGAGAGACUUGACUUUACUUGAACAAUUUUUGAAUAACUGCUGGAGAAGGCUUUUCUCCAGUUUAAAAGAAACUGGAAGCUAACUGUGGGCAACAGCUGACUGUCUAAUCUCUCCCUGUGAGGCACCACUCUAGCUGUGAGAUUAAUUAACUUGCUUAGAGGGAGCACUACAGCAUUUCCUUAGUUGUAUCACAUUGUUCUUACUUUUGUUGCAGUCUUGCAAAUGGUUUCAAGUAUAGCUGAAUUAUUUAAUCAUUAAGACUGAGUGAAUUCACUUACUACAUACAUAAACUGGGGUCCAAAGGUGGAACUAGUUCCAUGUACCCAAGGGGCAUUUAUACUUGUAUUUCCCAAAAAACAAAAUAAAACAGCCUGCAUAGCAAGCAGUUUUUAAAACUGAGGGGACUUUCAAAAGCCGUUUGUGAUAUGACAUGGGGAUCUGUUCAAAGAAAAAGAAAAAGUCAAAAAUUCCCCAGGGUGUACCCAAGUCCUUGGGGAUGCCUAAAGUAGCUCUUUGAAUCCUGGUAUUUCCCAUAGUACAUUUUAAAUAAGUCCUUUAGUUAUGUGUUAGAGGGCCUAGAAAUGUUCGUGGAUAUAACUGCACUCAGUGGAUCUAAAAAAAAAAAAAGAUUUCUGAAAUUUUUGACAUCUUCUAUCAGUUAAUUCUGGUCAUCGAUUACAGUGGUAUUAGGGUAGAUAUCUAGGCUGGCAGAGCAGAUCUUGUCAUUUUUUUCGGUUUACCUAGAUCCUUCUUUGAAAAUUGUAAAACCAGACUCAUGGUCUAAAAUAGAGAAUAUGCUGAGAAGUGUUAGGUGGGGCCUGAAAGAAAGGUUUCUCAGUUAAAUGUGUUAUCUGAUCUUUGCUUUCCAAUGCAUGUUAGAGAACAGAAACUCUUUAUUUCUGGAAUUCUGUCAAUCUGGCAGGCUGAAAUAGGUGAAGCCGGCAAUAUUCAGAUAAAUAAAUUUUUCGUGUGCACAAUAUUCGCAAUUAUAAGCAAACAUUUUUGCAGUUGAAACAAUCAAAAUAUAAUGUUGGAAUGCUAUUGACUUCUUAGAAAAUUUUAAGAAUUGUUAUUAGUAGACUGGCCCUACAGCAAAACCAACAUCUGCCUUUGCAGUUUUGUUGCCCUCCCAGCAGUAAAGUAAAAAGCAAAAUAAUAUAUGAAUAAGCAAGAGAUAACAUGGCAGCACCAGAAGCCAUUGCCACAGGGGCCCCCAGAAAUGUUACUAUUGUGCACCAACCAUAGCCACAUUAGAUGGGCGCAGAAGGCACAAGUCACUGCAUGGUGAUGGCCCACACACCUUCACAUGUAAAAACAAAAUCCCAUACACAAAUCAUCCAGGAAGAGCUGACAAUGCAAUGCCCAGUUCAGCUUCCAUAUGUCAAGAUCAGUGUACCUCCAGUGCCACAAUCAAGUGAAACCUCAUCAGAUGCAGCACAUACCAGAGGGGUCAGGGCCUCCUGUAGGAAACCCCAACACUUCACUGAAGGAAAACACUUGUUCAGGAAACCUGCAGAAUCAGGGGACCUGAUGCAUCCCAAUUAAAUUUACCACCUGGCUCUGGACCCUUCACAGUCUUCUCUGGGAUCUCAAGAACAGAAAUGGGAAUGAAUAAAGGUGAAAGCUCAAGCUAAACAGUGCAGGAAUUCAUUGUUAAGAUAUGCUUAGAAUCAAGACCUCGUUAGUACGCCAGUCUUACAACCAGUGUUAGAAACUAGGAGCUAAAUGGCACCUUAAACCUAGGUUGUGGGCGCCACAACGGAAUGUCUAGGUGCACUUUUUUAUAACAAGAAUACAAAGCUGAAAGUGAAUGAACUGCAGCCAAAAAUCUUAUGUUCAUUUUUCACAUGGUCUAGUCCUCACAGCAAAAAACAUAGUCAUGCUUCCCUUGCGUGCACCCUUAAUAUUCUUAUGAAGGUCCCACAAAAUGCUGCCUUUCUGUAAGGCCAGCUGAGAGGCAGAACCUAUCAGCUUGCCUGACACUUCAGUGAUCUUGGAAGUUGAGCCGGCAAGAAUUUCUUCUCCAACGCCCCCAGCGCCAGCAGUGGCAGCUGUAAUCUGAAAUCUUAGGUGCAGUACUGCACCCAGAGCUCAGAAAUUGCUCACGCUAAUUCAAUUCCCAGUUGCAAAAUGCGCCUAGAACAAUGGGAGUUUCGAAUGCUGCUUACAACAAAAACCCUCAGUUGCUGCCUGUAAGCUGUUUGUGGAACAACUGUAAGGGUUUGUUCCUUAUCAAUCAUCUAGACAGGCUGCUGUUCAACACUUGGCUCUCUUAUGUAUUAAUUCCAGUAGCACUGGAGAACUUCCCUGCUGGUCAGUAAUCUAGUUGUCAGUCAUCUUGCUUGCUUGCUGCCUUGCUCCCAUGCCUAUGCUGAAAGUCCAUGGAUUGCAAUGGAUAGAAGAGCAAUAAUUGAUUUCUCAUGCUACAAUAUUUCCUGCAGACUACAGUUUGAAUCCUGUAGCUUUCCAAAUACUGAUGGCACUAGCUUAAUUUGCUACAUCCCUUUUGCCAGGUAAAAAUCCAGGACCACAGAGGAAAGGAGGGAGUUCUAACCUAAUCAUAGCAGUCAGUUCUAUAGUACAGGACCAUAGAACAUGGGGAACACAUAGGCAACAAGCCUCCUAGGAAAAACCAAGUCUCACACAGCACUAUCAGUGAUUCCACAGAGGCAUCAAUGCACCAACUCUGUACCAAUGUCUGUGUGAUGGAAGUGUACAUUUUGCAAGGGAGAGGACUACAUACACAUACUACAAGAUACAUAUAUACUACAACAGCAAGCUCACAGUCCAGCCAAUCUCAGUGGGAAAGAAAUGGAAUGAGAAUAAGUGGGUUUUGGAAAUACAUUGCAAUGAUUUUUUAUUACAAGGCGAAACUUACUUUUGGGGGGUCCUGCUAGCAAGAAAUAGCAAAUAGCUAGAAACAGCCAUUUUAAAAGUUAUUUUGAAACAUAAAAGUGCAAACUAGCUGUGGUCUUUCAUCUCAUGAUAAAUUAUGGAAGGGCUGUGAGCUGGAUAAAUUGUCUCGUUUGUUCUUUUCAUCCCCCAAAUUAAGGAUUUUGUAGCAGGGUGCUGCACUACUUGGCUAUUUGGUUCCCUCUAACUCUGUAGUUCCGAAUUAAGACUCUUAAAACUGUUUUGUUCUUUAUUUGCAUUUUGUUGAGUUUGCAGGAGGCAGUUGGCUUUCACUUCACUAGAUCACAGAAAAUCUUUAGAGACUAGCUUUCCUGGCUGUCGCUUAAUAUGAGAUGCCAGAAAUUGGAAACUAACUGUAAUAAAAUUUAACAUGUGUACUUGUGCUUGCUAUAUUUGAGACUUAGCCAUUUUCAAUAUAUAGUCGGUAAUUUGAUAUAAUAUAUAGCAUAUAAUAUAUAGCAUCUUCUCAGUGGGUGGCACUAAGAUCAUAAAUCUCAAGUUGAUUAAAUUACGAGUUUCCUUUUGAAGUCCAGCUUUCAUUAGCUGUAGACUCAGCACUAAAAGAAAUCUUGGUAUUUGUCUAAAAAUUUGUGCCUCUAUAAAUAAAACUGAUCUAAUUCAAAAGUUUGGGUACUUAUGUAAGUGUGUAGAUGACUAGGAGAGAUUAAAUUCUCUUAUAAAUUUAGUGUAUAAUGUAAUCAAUCUGUAUUCUUUACUAACAAACUACCAACAAAGAAACACAUUACAUAUAGGCAUGUUUACAUGAAUGUAAUAUUGGGUUUUGUUGAAUAUGAAAGCUACAGCAAUACUGCACAUGCAUAACAAUUAUUAUAUUUUUCUUGUUUCUAUUUUUAGAAACCAGUAAACACAUUUCCAUUUUCAAUCCAUGAUAAUAGACAUUGUUUAUUGAAUGUCGGAGAGUACUUGGAUUCUGUAAGUAUUGUGUUUUUUGCUUGGGGCAAGGGGCUCUUUCUUUUAAGAGUUGCUGUCUCUUUUCCAAGUGAGCAAAUUCAUUCUCCCUUUUGUAGUAUCCCACUUUCAAAUGAUAGUAGAAUUGAUGUAAAAAGAGUGAAAGGCAGAACUGAUGACAAACAGAUAAAAAUACAUAGAUAAGACAUAGCAAUUUAAACAAAACGAUUAAAGCAACAUAAAAUCAAUCAGAAUAACCUCUGCUGCUCCUUACUAGAAAAAUAAUUUGUCUAAUGCAUCAAGAUCCUACUUAAUUAGAAGCUGGGCUAAAAAGUUUUUAGCUGGUACCUACAACCAGUAGUAGCACCAUCUAGCUUUCCAGAUAUAGGACAUUACAUAGUUUGGUAGGUACCACUGGGAAGGCCUUUUCAUUAGUUGUAGGAAAAUGGUCAGAAUCAUCAAAUCUUCCAACGACCCCCAAACCCGUGCAAAGCUCAUAGAUAUUAAAAGGACAUAUAGAAACAUGAUUCAUUGCAAGAAACAGCAGCACAUCCUUGAGGCUUGGUCCACUCUUCGUUCGGCUGUAGAGAGGCAUGACUCCCGCUCCUUCUGGCGCCUAGUUAGACCUUCGGCACCAUUCAAUCCAGCUACCCAGAUUUCCGCUGAUGAAUGGAUUGCCUAUUAUUCAACUAGUUUCGCUUCUCCAAACCAUCUUACAGAUCUCUUUCAAUCCCCGUCGGACCUCAGUUCCUGCUCUCUUAGUCCCACUUCUUCAAUAAACUUUACCUCAACUCGCAUUUUCAACAUCAUAAUGUCAAUGCAAAGGAAUAAGGCCCCGGCCCAGACAUGGUCCCGUUGGACCUUUUCCUGACUGAUCCUCUUUGGUGGAGCGAACACCUGACUCCUGUAUUCACCGCUAUCUCCUCCGCCCUAGACAUCCCUGACUCCUGGAGAGAAGCUAUAAUAGUUCCGAUCUUCAAAGGCGGCCAGCCAAACAUCCCUAGGAACUAUCGCCCCAUCAGCUUAUUAUCCAUCCCGGGAAAAUAUUUGCCGCUGUUUUACUGGAGGAACUUCUCUCAUGGGUCCAGGAGAGGAACAUUCUACCGCUAGAACAGAUUGGUUUCCGAAAGUCAGCGUCAACCAUGGACCAUUGUCUAACUCUCUAUCACCUUGCCAGUAAAUACACUGCUCCAAGGCAAGGCCACCUAUUUGCCGCUUUCAUGGACCUGGAGGCCGCCUUUGAUUCCAUUCCUAGGCAGAGAUUAUGGUCCAAACUUGCCCAUCUGGGAAUUGAUCCGCACCUCCUCUCCCUAAUUAUCUCCCUUUAUUCAAACACCACAGCUCGCGUCCGAACUGGUCCUAACGGCUCCCCACUACUCCAUUUCCAACGGCCAAGGGCGUCCGACAAGGUUGUCUCUUGGCCCCUUUACUGUUUAAUCUCUAUCUUCAUGAUGCAAUUUCCAUUUUGAAGCUAGCAUCUAAGUAUCCUCCUCACUUAGCAGGCCACCCCGUUGCUUCCCUUUUCUAUGCUGAUGAUGCCGUCAUCUUAUCCAGAACAGUUGCGGACCUAGCAAAUGCAGUUAAUGCAUUUAUCGCCUAUUGUAAGGCGGAAGCUCUUAAUAUUAAUUAUAAAAAUCGAAAGUCCUCCACUUCACUCGUUCCCGCAAACUCAAGUUGGAGCCGCUUAAGAUCACAGGUGGCUACUUAGAAAAGGUAAAAGCCUUUAAAUAUCUAGGAUUAAUAUUCACCUAUAAUCUCUCCUGGACCACCCAUCUACAAUCUGCCUUUCUCGCUGCAACCACGACCUCUAACGCCAUUGUCCGAUUUUACCACCAGAAGGGCGGCAAACACCUUCCAGCAGCAAUUCAAAUAUUUAAUGCCAAAGUCGUCCCUAAAUUAUUAUAUGGAUGCGAAGUAUGGACUACAGCAAUAUCAGGUAACCUGGAUCGCCCACUUCAUAUGUUUCUGAGAUCUCUUUCCGGCGUCCCGAGAUGUGUCUCAGGUGCAGCCCUACGACUCGAGUUCGCCCAGCCUUCAAUUGUUAGACGAGCAUGGAGUCGAGCCAUUUCCUACACCUUCCACCUAUUAGCAUCGGAUGCUCGAAUUAGAGGUGGCUUUUCCAAUCUGAUCCUAAGAGAUAUUCAUAAUUCCCCUUGGAAAACUACAAUUAACCUCAAAUUCCGCUCUCUUCUCAAUUUGAAUUGUAAAACUGUUCUUAACUUAGAGUGUAUCAGCCCGGUGGCCCUACCCCUAAUUAAAAGAAACUACAGCAACUUGACUUCUCCAACACAGCUUCUUGUGCAAGAGGACCGUGUUCAGGCCUAGCCCUAGCUAUUCCACCCCUGAAGGGAUCCCUCUAUACUGCUUCACAAUUUCUUCGGAGACUAAGCGAAGGGCCUUUACCUGUGCCCGUCUCAACUGUUUCCCUACAGCAGUUCUGUCGGGUCGUUAUUCCAGAGUUCCCAUCGCAAACAGAACAUGCUCCUGUAAUGACACGGCCCUGGAGACUAUGGAACAUGUAAUGCUCUUCUGUCCCAACUGGACAGAUGAAAGAUCUCGGUUUUUAACUCCCUCGUGAAUAAGUUCCAUCUCCCAAUCCAGCCUUGGAUAGUGUCCCUCUUUUUGCAGGAUUCUGAUUGUUGGAUUACCGAGAUGACAGCUAACUUCCUGCUUAGUGUGAUGAAGAGGAAAGCGGCACUAACUUCUUCCUUAACACCACAGCUGCAGUCGAUACGCCGCACAACCGAACGAAGUUCCAAGUAGCCUUAUUGUACAAGGACAAUCGAGUUAGGACUAAUCUGAGGAGCUGAAGGACCCUUCAACGGUCCUCCUCCAGCCUCAGCAGUUUUUGUUUGUUUUUUUUUUUCACUUUUUUUAAGUAUUCGCCCAGGACGAUAUCUACCUCUACCUCCCCACCCCCAUUUUAUGUUGUUAUUUCAAUGUAUAUCAUGCUAUGGCCACUCGGCUAAUGCAAUAAAUUUAUAAAAAAAUAUAGUUGUAGAGGUAUGACCUUCACUCAAAGAUGGUCUGACAAGUAGGCACCCCCAGCAAAUCUUAAUGGCCAGGUGCAAUUUACAGGGAGAUGAACCUAGGUCCUAAGUAAUUUGGAGCGUUAUUAAGUGGCUUCAAAACUUUGGCUCAGUAUAAGACAGGCAGCCAAUGUAGGUUCUUCAAAAUGGGUUUUAUAAGAGUACAACUAGACAAGCGAGUCAAUACUAUUGUCACAGAAUUCUGUACCAGCUACAGUUCACAAAUCAUUUUCACAGGCAGCUCCAGGUAGAGCACAUUAAGUAUUCUGGAAGUUACCAGGUCACUGUGGCUGAGCUAUCUGUCCAGGAGCGGCCUUAGAGAGUAGAUCAGCCAUACACUAGCUUCCACUAACAAAGAUGAGACCAAGAACACCCACAUAUUGUGCACAAGGUCCAUCAGAAGAAUUGCAGCUCUCGCCAUAAUAGGCCAUCUACCAAAUUCCUGGCUUUAAGGACAACCUACCCAAAAGACAUCUGUCUUUUGGGUAUUCAGCUUCAGUUUAUUGGUCCCAUCACUUCCUCCAGAGAGCAGUCUGAUGCAAUGCUAAAGUGUGAUAAAUUUUAACGGGUUUGCUUGUUUAUUUAUGUUUAUAUCUUGUCUCGUUGCAACAUUUAAGACAGAUUGCUUGCCCUUAACAUAGCUCUUAGAAGUGCACAAUAAGUGUCCUUAAUCAGAAGAAUGGAAAUAAAUGCUUGCUUUUAUGAAUGAUAUAGCUGUCCAGCCUAACCUUGAUCAAAAUGUCAGACUCAAUGGUGUCAGUAAGGGCUACCUCACACAUUGCUGUAGAAGCAGGUCAGCAUUAAAAUGUAGGGUGGAGUUCAAUGCUAGGCCUACUUAGAGUAAACUCAUCAAAAUUAAUGAGUAUGACUAAGUUUGGUCUAUUCAUUUCAGUAGGUUUACUCUGCAUAGAAAUUAGUUGAAUUCCACUCACAGUGUAUACUUGUGUCUACUUCACACUGAGUGAGGCAACUCUACAUCUUUUUUCACUAUGGAAAAUUAAAUUGGCCUUGGUUCCCUGAUUCAGUGAUGUACACAACUGUGCUUCAAGUUUGUUGACGUGUAUUCGCUUCUCCUGUAUAUCAGAUGAGAAUGAUAUCUUUAGAAAUUAAUUGUUUAUCUGCAAUUAUCAAAAUGCGCUCCCAAAUAUGCUAAUAAAACAUUCUGUGAUGGUUCUGUAAUUAGGGUAUAUUGUUAGCUACCUUAAACAGUGAGAAAAACCUGAAGUAUAUGUGUUUUCUUUCAUCUCUUUUAGGGACUAGGUCUAAGGAAAUUUCAACGCGAGACAUGCCAACACCAUUCAGAAAGCUACCUUUUUUUGGCCCAUGAACCCAUUCCAAGCAGUACUGACAAGCAUACCAUUUAUCAGACUUCAUUUGUCGAGUAUCCAAAUACCAAGCGGUCCAUUCUGGGGCGAUUUCCCAAAAGCCAUGCAGAUCGGUCCUUUGCUUUAAAUUCUUCAGCUGCAAACGAUUAUCUGUGGUUUUCAAAAGGCCAUGCCAAUCCUAAUAUUUCAGCUCCUGUCAGGCCUGAGAGAAGCUCUCUCUCUGAGCCUCAGCAACUUUUACCUGCUGAACAUUCAACAGAAUAAAUUUUCCAUGUGAAGACGCUACUAAACCACAUUCCAGUGUGGAUUUACAAUAGGCUUUUAAAGAUUAGCAAACACCACCUUUAUCAUUCUACUUUUUCCCCCCUGGAUCUGAAAUUAUUUUAAGAAGCUAAGUGGCAUUAAAGCAACAGGAAUUGGAUGAGUGGUUGCAUUUAUACAGCUGGGUGUUGUAUUUUUAAAAAAGGAUCAGUGUAUUUGGAAAAGGGAAACACGUUUUAUGUUUGCCUUGAAUAUAAAAUAACUUUAGUUUUCGCUCUAAAACAUCAAGAUUUUUCACCGUGUCUCUCGAGGCUUGAGCUAUCUCUACCUCCAUCUGGCAAUCGGUUUAACAACCUG